Messenger RNA from Emiliania huxleyi CCMP1516, 1844 nucleotides. RefSeq names its product mannosyltransferase, Alg9 like-protein. Gene Ontology annotation, cellular component: endoplasmic reticulum membrane. Gene Ontology annotation, biological process: protein N-linked glycosylation. The record is from RefSeq and is a predicted model, not a curated record. NCBI's taxonomy places the organism in Eukaryota, Haptophyta, Isochrysidales, Noelaerhabdaceae. The transcript has 6 exons. Bases 1 to 1668 code for a protein of 555 amino acids. Gene Ontology annotation, molecular function: alpha-1,2-mannosyltransferase activity.
AUGGCUGCACGCCGACGCCGCGCCGCUGCUGCCCCGCCACAGACACCAGAUGCGAAGGCGCCGCGAUCGUCCUCCGCCGGGCAUCUGCCGCGACCUUACCGGCCGAGACUCGCGCUGCUGCUGCCGCCGCUGCUCGCCGUGCGCCUUUACGGUGCUCUCGCUUCGCCGAUCACUGACUGCGACGAAGCCUUCAACUACUGGGAGCCGCUGCACUACCUUCUGUACGGUCGCGGGCUGCAGACGUGGGAGUACAGCCCAGUGUUUGGGCUCCGCUCCUACGCCUACCUGGCCAUGCACGCCGCCUUUGCCCGGCUCGCCUCCUCGGUGCUGCGCAGCAAGGUCUCGGUGUUCCUCGCCGUGCGGUGCGCGCUCGGCUGCACCUCGGCCGUCCUCGAGGCUCGACUUGCCGCCCGCACCUGUGCCUGGGCGAGCGGCGAGGCGGGGGUCGCUCUGUGGGCUCUGCUGCUGAGCAGCGCGGGCAUGUGGCACGCCGCGGUCGCGCUGCUCCCCUCCUCCUUCGCGAUGCUCUGCGUCCUCGCCGCGUGGACCGCUUGGAUGGACGCCUCCCUCCCAGCCCUCCCAGCCGGCUCGCCGCCCGCGGACCGCAGCGUCCGCAAGGCGUACGGCGCCGCAAUCUUUUGGGUUGCGGCCGGCUGCCUGCUCGGCUGGCCCUUUCUGUGCGUCCUCGCCGCGCCGCUGGCGAUUGACGCCGUCGUGGCGCUCGGGCUGCGCCGGUUCGUCGCGCGCGCGCUGCUCGCGGGCGCGCUGCUCGCCGCACCCUCCGCGGCGGUCGACGGCUACUACUACGGCCGUUUCGUCCUCCCCUGGCUCAACUUGCUGCACUUUUACCUCCGCAACUUGUGCCUCAAUCUCAACCUCGCCCUCCCCGCGCUGCUCCUCGCGCCGCUCCUCCUCCUCGCCGGCCGCCUCGAGGAGCGCUUCCUCUUCCCCGCGUACCCCCUCUUCCUCCUUGCCGCCGCCCUAGCCGCCAGCGAGGCGCGCCGCGUCGCCGCCGCGCUGCUCGCGCGGUGCGCCCCACGGCGCGCGCAGCGUGGCAGGGAGGGCGGGCCGCACGGCGUUUGGCCUCCCCUCUGGGGCUUGCCUGCGGCCGCUCUCGCCGCGUCGGCUCUCCUCUCGGCGGGGCGCGUCGGCGCACUCGUCUCCUACUACGGCGCGCCGCUCGAGGUCUACUCCGAGGUGAGCGCGGCCCUCUCGAGCCGCGCAGACGACUCGCCGCUCCGUGUGUGCAGCGGCAAGGAGUGGUAUCGGUACCCCUCGUCCUUCUUCCUCCCGCUUGGCGCCACGCCCGCCUUCUACCGCGCGGGCUUCGACGGGCUGCUGCCGUCGCCAUUCUCAGCCCCACCCCCCGACGGAUCACGCGCCAUCCACGCUCAUUUCAACGACGGCAACCGCGACGAGCCCGCCGCCUACACCAGCGAGGACCGCUGCGACGUGAUCGUCGAUCUUGAGCUCCCGGGCGACGCUGCUCCGCGCUCGCGGGCCGGGUGGCACGUCUGGGCGCGCCGCCCGUUCCUGGACGCGGAUCGCUCGCCAAGUUGGUCGCGCGCGCUCUACGUGCCUUGGCUCACCGCGGGGCGAAACGUGUACGCGAAUUAUUCCGUGCUCGGCCGCCAGCCGCUCAUGGUCAUGCUUCAUGGUUCGGUAUAGCUGUCGUCGCGCGACUGCGCGGUGAACGUGAACAAGCGAAAACGAGAUGGCACAGUGGCCAGAGAGGCCGUCGGUGAGAUGGCUUUUGUCCUGAAAAAGGGUAGGGUUCACACAGUUUAGAUCAGUACACUGGUCUGGUUGGGCAGCCUGGUUAGAAGUUCUAAGCCUCGAGACUU